This is a messenger RNA of Solanum lycopersicum (tomato), 787 nucleotides long. RefSeq lists its product as uncharacterized. Lineage: Eukaryota; Viridiplantae; Streptophyta; Magnoliopsida; Solanales; Solanaceae. The record is from RefSeq and is a predicted model, not a curated record.
UGGUUUGUGGAAAUGGCGGUGAAUUCGAGCCAAGAGCAAAGCCAAGAUUCCCUGAAUUUUGUUAAAUUACCUGACGAAGGAACCAAAGGUCCUCUUUGUGAAUCACAUUUGGAUAUGUUGAACCUGAAGACUCAAAUUUCAAUGGAUGCCCUAUCAAAUGGUGGAAACCAUGCCAACCUGAAAAAUGAUAGCUUAGAUGCUUAUGGCUCAUAUUGUUUGGCCAUAGAUAUUGACAAAAGAAAGUUUGACGCACCUAAAUCCACUGAGGAAAUGAAUGGGAAUGUUAAGAUGGAUGACUAUGUAUCUAGUAUGUUUCAGAGAGAAAUUUCAUCACUGAUGGGAGGAAAGUUCAUGCAACAGAUGAUGAAUAACAGCUUUGAGUUGCCCAAAUUUGCAUGUAAAGAUAAAUUUUUGACCGAGAAGGUAUAUGAUACACCUAGCAACAGAUUGAGAAAAUACAAGCGCUCUGCAUCUUUCAAUUCAAGAAGAGUUGUUCUCCUUUUCUCAGUCAUGUCGUGCAUGGGGACGAUCGUUCUCAUUUAUCUUACUCUAAGAGUUAGAAUGAGUGGUGAUUGGGCUGCUAAUGUUUAGAAUCUACUUCUCGUCCAUCGUUUGUGAAAUGAGUUCUCUUUCUUGCUUGUAUUUUAUCUUAAUGUUUCAUGAGUAGGAAUCGUUCUUCAUCUGUACAUAAAGAUAGCAGUUAGUAUACAAGUUGGUUUCUAAUUUAAGUUUCUUUUUUUUUUUACUUUUUCUAAUUUAAUUUAAGCUGAUCAAGUGAAUUAUUCUA